This is a messenger RNA of Drosophila biarmipes, 801 nucleotides long. RefSeq lists its product as uncharacterized. The record is from RefSeq and is a predicted model, not a curated record. The transcript has a single exon. NCBI's taxonomy places the organism in Eukaryota, Metazoa, Arthropoda, Insecta, Diptera, Drosophilidae. The coding region runs from base 130 to 564 and encodes 144 amino acids.
GACUUAUUCGCGUUUCUGCAGCGGACGCGGCAGGUUCUCCCGGCGGUUGACGCUCUUCUCUUCCGUUUGUGAACCAUCUAACGAGCAAAGUUUUCCACGACGCACCCUAAUUUUCCGGCCAUUAGUGGCAUGUCCACCGACGAGGACUCCCUGGGCAGUCCCCUCAAGCCGGCCACGCCCACUCCCAGCGAGCGAGAGCGGGAGCGAGAGAGGGAGCGUCCAAGGGGCGGACGAUCCGGUGCGGCGGAUCUGCUGCGCCACCAGCAGAGCUUCGAGGCGCGCUACAGCGGCAUCAUCCAGAAGCAAAUCUGGGAGACGAGCAUCAACAAGGAUGUGCUGGAACGCCAGCUAAAUGCCUACUUCCCCUUCUCCCGCAGCGCCUCGCUCUCCAAGGAUGGAUCCGGCGGAUUUGAUCAGCUCCUGCCGACGGCAACGGGCGGGAGUGGCAGUGGGCUGAAGACCCGUUCCCUGGCCACCACGCCCACCAGGCGACCAGGCGUCUGUCUGGAAAAGCUGGAGACGGUGGACGUGGCCUCCCUCGAGCAGCAGGCCCAGGGAAAUUAGCUGAGAGGUCCCAAGGAUUAGGCUCACUCACUCAUGUGAUGUCCGUAGGUUGAAAGGCAGUUUCUGACAUUUUUAGGCUAAGAUAGGAUCUGCAAUCAAAAUGUGUCAUCGAGUCGCCAUAACUUCAAAGGUCUUGGCAUUCAACUAUGUUUUAUCGGUUCUGCAUACUUAAGUAUUUGAGGUACAUUUUAAGUUAGUAAACAGAAAAUUAAAUACUUAUAUAUCACCCUUGCUCAA